Messenger RNA from Cladophialophora yegresii CBS 114405, 1638 nucleotides. RefSeq lists its product as uncharacterized. Gene Ontology annotation, biological process: transmembrane transport. NCBI's taxonomy places the organism in Eukaryota, Fungi, Ascomycota, Eurotiomycetes, Chaetothyriales, Herpotrichiellaceae. The record is from RefSeq and is a predicted model, not a curated record. The transcript is spliced from 9 exons. Gene Ontology annotation, molecular function: transmembrane transporter activity. Gene Ontology annotation, cellular component: membrane. Bases 1 to 1638 code for a protein of 545 amino acids.
AUGGCUGUUACGACCGCAACCGUCCUCAGCUCAGCGGACGACCGAGAAAAUGUGCAUAUCGACAUUGAUGACGUCGAGUUGAAGGCGCAGGGCUACGACCGGGCCAUGCCUCGGCGGUUCAAUCUUCUUUCUCUGAUCGCCAUGUCCUACGCUCUGCUUGCAACCUGGAACGGCUUUGGAAGUGCCUUUGGGACUGGAUUUACGGAGGCCUCUUCUGCCGGUUCCAUCUGGACCCUCACAAUCGCUGGGUUGAUGACAGCCGUGACCGGCAUUGGCAUGGCUGAAUUGGCCAGCGCAUACCCUGUUGCCGGCGCACAGUACUAUUGGUCUUAUGUGGUUUCGACUCCCGAUUCCGCGGGUAUCAGUACAUUGGGAUGGUGGCUGGGCCUUGCCAGCGUGACAAACUUCGUUGCAUCGAUGAUUACAGGAAUUGCUGUUCUCAACCAUCCAGAUUAUGUCAUUGAGAGGUGGCAUAUCUGGUUGUUAUUUGUGGCUGUCACUUGGUUAGCCAUUGGGUUGAACGUAUUCGGGACGAGAUGGCUUCCUCUGUGGAACAGGUUUAUCCUUGUCUUCUCGGCGAUAACGUUGGUUGUCACGAUGAUCACGAUCUUGGCUUGCGCUGCUCCCAAAUUCCAGUCUGCCAAAUUUGUUUUCUCCGACACGACCAACUCGACGGGCUGGCCUGACGACGGGUUCGCGUUCCUCCUGUGUCUUGUGAAUGCUCUCUAUGGUUUUCUCGGCGUAGACUGCGGGGCGCAUCUCUGCGAAGAGAUUCCAAGACCUACCGUCAAUGUGCCCAAAGUGAUUAUGUACCCAGUUUUGAUGGGAUUCGUCACUUGUUUCCCCUACGCGAUCUCACUGUCAUUCGUGAUUACCGAUUUUGAAAAAGUCAUUUCCACGCCGACCGGCCUCCCACUCAUCGAAGUCUAUUACCAGGCGACCGGUAGUAAAGCUGGCACUACAAUCCUCAUGGUGGCAUUUGCGAUAUGCUUCUUUGGGUGUGCCACAGCUAGUGCUACGAGUGCCAGCCGUCAGAUGUGGUCCGCCUCGAGGGACAACUGUUUCCCUUUUGCAAAAUAUUGGAAACAAAUCCAUCCUCGGUGGCAGAUGCCGGUGAACGCAGUAUGUCUCGAAGGCACUUUUGUUACGCUUUACGGAUUGAUCUACCUGGGGUCGUCAGCUGCAUUCUCUUCCAUGGUGGGCGCUUGCAUAGUUUUCCAAACGACCAGCUACGUCGUUCCGCAAGGCAUCCUGGCGUGGCGAGGAAGGGACAAAGUCUUACCUCCGAGAGCAUUGAAUCUCGGCAAAUUCGGCCUUCCGCUGAAUGUCCUCGCUUGCGUCUGGGUCGUGUUCAUCGAUAUCAUUUACUGCAUCCCAGUAUUCCGGCCGGUCACAGUCGAAAAUAUGAAUUGGAUCAGCGUGGUGAUUGUGGGUCUGGUGGCCUUCCUCCUACUCAACUGGGUGGUCUACCAGCGACACGUCUUCAAAGGCCCGAGUCUCAAUCUGGAGCUGCUUCAAGCGGCACGUCACGAUGAGCUGCUUGGACACCGGGAGAUCGAGGGGGUGGCUGUGGCAGAUGAAGAUGGAAUUCUCGAGGCACUCAGGCAGCGCUCCAUUUCUCAGGAUAAGAAGCUCUAG